UUAUGCUGCAACACACGUGUAUGUCAUUUUUGCGAUUGGCAUGGCGUUCCGACGAGCGCUGCGUUUGUCGUUCGGGUCGACGCGCUCGCUCGCGUCGAUGAAGACGCCUGCCCCGAUAUCCAAAGCGCACACGAUACUUUUAUCCAGUGGAUCAGGUGACGCGGAUUUUGUGGCGUUACAUCCGAGCGGCAAGCCCCACAUCACGAAUACCCCAGCAGCUCCCCGAAGCGACGGGGAAAACCUGGACGAUUUGGAUGGCAACGACGCAGAGGAAACAGUGGCUAUCGGACCGUUAGGCGUUGAGUAUGGUGGGCCGACACGCGGCGGGAAACUCAAAGAACCCACGAGAUUCGGAGAUUGGGAGCGCAAGGGCCGCUGCUCGGACUUCUGAGCUCGAGAGCCACAGUACGGUAGAAGUCGAAAAGUAAAGUUACUGGUGAUAAUAAUUUUUACUCCGGCAAAA
Phytophthora infestans T30-4 is the source of this 463-nucleotide messenger RNA. RefSeq lists its product as uncharacterized. The record is from RefSeq and is a predicted model, not a curated record. Bases 98 to 391 code for a protein of 97 amino acids. Gene Ontology annotation, biological process: mitochondrial respiratory chain complex II assembly. Lineage: Eukaryota; Oomycota; Peronosporomycetes; Peronosporales; Peronosporaceae. Gene Ontology annotation, cellular component: mitochondrion. The transcript has a single exon.